Molecule: messenger RNA, 3019 nt
Organism: Dicrocoelium dendriticum
Lineage: Eukaryota; Metazoa; Platyhelminthes; Trematoda; Plagiorchiida; Dicrocoeliidae
Source: the annotation of a GenBank genome assembly
CUUCACUCUUUUACUUCACAUAAACCGGCCUGUCAGGGACUGCUGGGCAGGAAAAUGUGGGCAGUAAUUGGUUGGACAGGGUGUGAUGCGGUUUUUGUUUUAGGCUUUUCAACAUCUCAAGCAGACCUGUCAAUUCCCGAUCCGACGAUACGCAAAAGGAGGAACCCACGGGAUUAUCCUAUCGUUCCGUUCCCAACUGAACUUGAACUUGAUGGCAUGGAACGUCUGGGGGAUAUCAAACUUAUCUCUGUAUAACUGGAUGAUAGAGAGCGCUACAUAUGGUGGAAAACGGUGGUUGAAUAAACACUUUUAACGGAAUCUGAUUAUUGUCCAAUUUCCUCUGAUUCAAGAUAUCUUGGAUCGAUUGAGACGGUUCUGGCAAAGCGUCCUUGGCGCUUACUUACCAAACCUUGCACUCCAACCGGAGUUGUGCUCAUUGGUUGAAAAAUGAAGCACAAGCAAUUUGUCUUUCGGAAAUCCUCUGGACCGAAUUGCGCAGUGUGCGUGGAACAUGUGAUCACGUUUCCUCCCACGAUGACGCCAAAGACAUGUUUUCAUUAUUUAGUCUCUAAAUAUAACGUGCCCCCUUUCGCACAUGAUGCUUUGUACACCGAGCUGAAUCGCUUUUUCCAGGCAGAGAAAAGAGCCGACUUUCUGGAGAGAUAUGCUAAAGACCUAGACUGGUUAACCAACGGUCCAGUUGAUUUGAAUGAACUGUGCACUCUGUUGGAUACUGCCUAUCGAAAGCAUACGUCUGCUUGCCCCACACCGACUUGCACCAGCGACGAGGUACUGUUUGGACAGGCUUACAACAGACUGGUUCAUUCCACCAGGGCUAAAGACCUCAUUCGGCUAGAACAGUCGCUUGCACUUGUUGUAUCCGCGGAGGUCGAUAAGCGUGACCGCGUGCUGCGUCGACUAGCAGAUGAUCUCAUCAACCAGACGGAGUGUGAAUUGCAAAAGCGUGACAUAGACGGACCCACAACAGUCACUCGGUUGCAAGAAUCGCACAUUCGAAUGCGCGAACUAGAAGAGGGACGAUGGGACAGUAUCAUCAGUGAAUUAAAACGGUCCCAACGGAUCUUUUUUCGUGACAAGGUGAUGUCUCUGAGUGCUGAACUUGCAAUCCCCGUGAGCAGCGCCGACACCACCACCUCGGAAUCUGCAACGCACUGCAUCAACCAAUUGGUGGCUCAAAGUGCCGGAACUCGGGAGCACUCCCAUUCCACUGAUGCUCCUACUACCACAAUAUGGUCGGAAAGCUUCACUGUCCAACUUGGGCGCCAGUUACGCACAACGUGUAACUUUCGUCUCAUUCGCACUGACCCAAUGGAUUUACUGACCAACCUGGGCUCCACUCUGCAUCAUUCGCAAAGUAGCACCGAAGAUGACCUAGCUCAGCGCUUGAGUAAUGCUCUGGGCCUCUACUCAAAUGAGCUGAACGGUUUGGUCAUUCUCGUGGACAAGCAGAUUAACUCACUCCGGGGUGUGAAGAAACGUUUGUUCGAUGCUUGUGAGCGUUCCACAGAAUUCCAUUUUUCCGAGUUGGGUUGUCAACUUGCCGACAUUCAAGCCACGCUGGAUCGAAUGGGACCACGCCACAGUGGUGGUAUCCCUUACCCUGCACUGAACUCACCGUCGGAUCUCCAUGACUCUCGACCUUCUACACGUGAACCCGUCCAUGGGGAUGUCUACAUCACUCGUCACUCCAAUCUGGCGGGUGGAAUUGGUGGACUAGCCGGUGGUGGUGGUGGCAUCAGUGUAGUGUUCCACUUAGUGUACGACGAAGCGGCUGAAUCCGAUGCAGAUCGUGUCCGUUCGACCUCUCCGCUUCACCAUGCCUUGUCCGCCAUCUUGCGUACCUGCUUUGAUUAUGAUGUGACCACUCUAUCCCUCCCGUUACUUCUGGUUCCCACGCUGCGUGAAUUCUCUGAUGCGUCGUGGCGUUCCCGGCGUGCCGAGAGCGUCUUGAAACUCUUGAAGGGGGCUCUCAUGGAGUGGAGCACUUGGCGUGGACCGGUGGUGCACUCCAUCCAAUUUUUGGCUCCACCCGGCCUUCCGGAUAAGGAGAUGGAGAGCUACAGCCACCUAAUCACCAACUCUUUUCUGCAACCGGUUCCAGUGUUCGUCCCUAAUUGAAUUAAUUGUGACCUCCAUUAUGGACCAUUCGCUCAAUUUUUUAUACUUUGUGAUCCACUACACCCAACAUUUCGUUGUGCACCUUUAUUUCUGUUCCAUCCUCAUCCUAUGUGAUAGUUACGUAGAUCAUUUUACAGUAAGCCAUCUUUUCAAUCGAUCUCAAUUUACUUUUAAGCCCCUUCGCUGCACUGACGGUUGGUACCCGUUGAAACCGAUAACGUUUGACCUCACCGGUCAUCGGUUAGCAUUUCCACUUAUUUCUCUCAUCCAAAGUUGUACGCGACUUCGAUGCGACAGUUCCCGAAAGAUUCACUCAUCUUCCACUGCUUCGCAGCCCAUUUUUGCUGCCAGUGGUGUCAAGUAACCCUCCGAGAAUCAAAACUUAGUUCAGACAACGAUCACAAAUCAGUCACAAUUCGAGCUUAAAGUCAUACUAUACAAAAUAUUGAAACGACAUUCAUUUGCGGUCGUUUGCCACCGGCCAUUUCUCAUUUUCACGUCUUAUGUCGUCUUCCUAUGUACAUUGGCCGCACACGCUAGUCAUCCGUGGUGCCCUGCCCAACCCACUUCUGCUCUCUCUCUCUCUCCUUGGGACCACAUUGAACUUUGAGCAUCUUAUUCCAAUCCAAUUCUCUUUUGUUCUUCGCAAUUAUGGUCAAUUCGCUUUGGUGGUGCUUGGUUCUAUUGCUGUUCCAUUUGCUCAGUGGACCGGCCCUCGUUACCUCCCGUGCAAUCAUUUUGAAUUUGUUGGCGCGCACGCGUUCGUUCGCUUGCUGCUGUUCGGAUCGCUCCGACUCUCUUUUUUCUGUAAUUUGCCUGCGCUUCGUUCACCCAGACAGCCAAUUUUGCCUGGUAUCUCGACCUCGUGCAAUCAUGAUCA